AUGUCUUGGGGAGGCCCACCACCGAAUCAAGGCUACGGAGGCUACGGCGGCGGAGGAGGAGGAGGAUACGGUCCUCCUCAACCACCGCCGGGUCAAUGGCAGCAGCCGCCGCCGCCGCAGCAGCAGCAGCCAGGGUACAAUCAAUACGGCGGUCCUCCUCCUCACGGACCCCCUCAACAACAGUAUGGCCAUAAUCAAUACGGCCCGCCUUCGCAUCACCAGCCGCCGCCCCAAAACAGUUAUCCAGGAGGAUAUGGCGGACCUCCUCAGCAUCACCAGCAGCCCCAGUAUCCCCAGCAUUCCCAGCACGGUUAUCAACCUCCACCCGGCCCGCCUCCGCCGGGCCUCGAUCCUUACGGCUACAGACAGGGUGGCCAAGGAGGACAGGGAGGAUACGGAGGCGAUCACCGCACCGCGCAAGCUCCCCCACACGCCGCACAGCAGUUUGGACAUGGCGCACCGGCCGGCUACACAUUCCAGUAUUCCAACUGUACUGGAAAGCGCAAGGCCUUGCUGAUCGGCAUCAACUAUUUUGGCCAAAAGGGCGAGCUGCGCGGCUGCAUCAAUGACGUCAAGAACCUCUCCGCCUUCCUCAUCGAGCGAUACAAUUACAAGCGCGAGGACAUGGUCAUCUUGACGGAUGACCAGGAUCCGAAUGGGAAGAUGUAUCCGACAAAGGUCAACAUUAUACAGGCGAUGAAAUGGCUGGUUAGCAAUGCGCAAGCAGACGAUGCACUCUUCCUCCACUACUCGGGUCAUGGUGGGCAGACUAAGGACCUAGAUGGCGACGAGGAGGAUGGAACAGACGAGGUCAUCUAUCCUGUUGACUACCAGCGGGCGGGCCACAUCGUCGACGAUGAGAUCCACUUCACUGUGGUUAAGCCGCUGGGGCCGGGUGUCAGACUGACCGCCAUCUUCGAUUCAUGCCACUCCGGUUCCGUCAUGGAUCUGCCUUACAUGUACUCCACCAAGGGCGUACUGAAAGAGCCCAACCUAGCCGCCGAGGCGGGUCAAGGUCUGUUGGCCGCUUUUUCAGCCUACACCAAGGGCGAUAUGGCCGGUGUCGCGAGCACCAUCUUUGGCUUCGCCAAGACGGCGUACCGCGGGGAUGAUGCGUACAAGAAGACCAAGCAGACCAAGACUUCGCCUGCUGAUGUCAUCAUGUGGUCUGGCAGCAAGGACGACCAAACGAGUGCCGAUGCCACGAUCGCUCAGCAGGCUACCGGGGCCAUGUCCUUUGCUUUUAUCACCGCGAUCAAGCAGAAUCCGAAGCAGAGCUAUGUUGAGCUGUUGAAUAGCAUAAGAGAUGUGCUGGAGACGAAGUACUCGCAGAAACCACAACUAUCGUGUAGCCAUCCUCUUGACACGAACCUGCUUUUCGUGAUGUGA
Molecule: messenger RNA, 1389 nt
Organism: Pseudomassariella vexata
Lineage: Eukaryota; Fungi; Ascomycota; Sordariomycetes; Amphisphaeriales; Pseudomassariaceae
Product: caspase domain-containing protein
Exons: 2
Coding region: 1-1389 (462 amino acids)
Biological process (GO): proteolysis
Molecular function (GO): cysteine-type endopeptidase activity
Source: RefSeq, a predicted model, not a curated record